AUGGUGCAGCGGUUAUUACCCAAGUCCCUUUCUGAUCAUAAUCCGAUUUCGUUGGUGGAAAGUAGCUUAAACUGGGGUCCCAAACCUUUCAGAUUUUUCGAUUAUCUUUUGGAGGAAAAAGGUUUUGAGGAUAUGGUUAAUUCCUCAUUGGCAUAUCAGUGUAAUAAGAAUAAUAGAAGAGGUAUUUUCAGCAUUAUGCAAGGAACUAAAAGGGCAAUCAAAAAUUGGUCAGACAACAAAUAUCAUGGGGUCUCAGAUUCUAUUUCAGAGUUGGAUAGUAAAAUUACAGCUUUGGAAGAUAAGGCCAGGGUGAAAUCAAGAUCUAGAUGGAUCAAAGAUGGGGAUAGAAAUACGAGAUUCUUUUACCUUUGUGCUCUGAAUAGGAAUAAAAUCAAUGCCAUUUCUAGCUUGAAGAUCAAUGGGAAGGUAAUUUUGGAUCCUCAAAUGAUUAAGUCCUAUAAUUCUAAUUAUUUCAGGACAACAUAUAAUUCCAAAUCAACUAUGGAAGUGGAGGAUUUAUGUUUGGGUUUUUCAAAGUUGUUAGUGGAUCAAUCUUCACGACUUGAGGAGCAAUUUUCAGAGAUGGAAGUGUGGCAAGCUAUUGCAUCAUCUGACAGUGCAAAAGCUCCUGGUCCAGACGGUUUCAUAAUGGGUUUCUUCAAGAAAUGCUGA
Messenger RNA from Hibiscus syriacus, 672 nucleotides. RefSeq lists its product as uncharacterized. NCBI's taxonomy places the organism in Eukaryota, Viridiplantae, Streptophyta, Magnoliopsida, Malvales, Malvaceae. The transcript is spliced from 2 exons. The record is from RefSeq and is a predicted model, not a curated record. The coding region runs from base 1 to 672 and encodes 223 amino acids.